UUUCAAAUGCCUAAUCUAGAGGUACCUAGAAGGCAUGCGUGCCUCACUCAGGAGCUUUUAAUAAACGCACUAUCACCUUCCCAGUCGUCAAUGAUUCCAUUUCUCGCCGACAUUCUCCCGCCCUCCGCCAUUUAGGAUUAUUCGCUUUCUUCACACCAUACGCCUGUUGGCCGAACAUACACGCUAUCAUGGAAACUUCAAGGCUAACUUUCCUUCUGUUUUUUGUUCUGGUCUUCUUCCUGCUCGCGGCCUUUGUUCUUUAUCUCUUUAUAAGCCGCUGUACAACCCCUGCUUCUCAAAGGUUGGCGUUAUGGUUCAAGGCACAGAGCGAGGCGGACCGCUUGGUAGAAACCAUGGCUGCUCAAACACGAUGUCUGAUGGAUGGCCUGCGACCUUGUCGGCGCAGGGACAACAUCCGCAAGCGGAAAACUCAGCGACAGUACCAGAUCAGUUCUCACAUGCGGGAGAAUAAGGAUGGAGCGACAUCGGCAACCUCAAGGGCCGAAUAUGAUGAAGAGACAGCGAUGGACGAAAUAUGGCGGCGACACCAACAACAGCGCACGGAACGCUCGGAGGUCCAGGACUCGGUGCCGGUCUUCAAUCACGGCUCUGGUACAGGCGACCAAGUGGCUGAACGCAAGGUGGAAGGCGACAGUGCGUGCGGAUCAAAGCUGGACCGGUCUCUUGAGGAGCUAGCUGGCGAGAGGCUCUGGGAGUUCGUCGUUGGCUGGUGUCUUAUUGGGUGCAUUUUCGCAGGCGCCGCCCUUAUAGUAGGGGCUAACCUGAAGGCUCAGGACGGCCUUUCGAAUGAGGCGCCGUGGACGUUUAAUACUGAGGAAGGCGACAGUUUGAUGGACAGCGUCGUGGCACAUGUAAUGAAAAUCGCGCUCGGAAUCAAGGAUUUUGGGGACCAACUCAUGGAGCAUGGGAUCUUUAUAUUUGUCACUGGUAUCAAUGGCUUCGUUCUCGUGCGACAACGCGUGUACGUUCGGCGACGGGAUUACGAGGCGGAUAUUUUGCAAGAGGAUACGCCAACAACCAUAAUCCCGAACAAACAGAAUGAGCAUGAGACAAGGGAGACAAUAGAGCGAUGCAACAUCCUUAGCUCUGGUAGCCACGAAAAUCUCAAAGGGGCUGAUGAUUUUUAUGAUUACUCGGGCCCCAUAUAUCCAGGAGAGUAUCUCUUCCAACAUGAACGCCCCGAAUGCGCUCAAAGUGUGGACAACAGCACCAAGGAGCAGCACCAGGAGCGUAAAAAAGACAAUGGUGAUGAUGAAAAUGGCGAUAACGACGCUGACUGUUCGCCAGAGUUCAGGUCCAUGUCGUUUCUAGCUUGGUUCAACUAUUUGCAGGUCGGGAUCCUUGUGAUAGAGUUUCUGCAGCUCUUUUCAUUUCCACUACGCGAGUUGAUGGAGUUUUACAAUCAAGCAGAGAAAACCAACGAUAUGUAUGAGAGCGCCGAGGUUGUUCUUAAUGUUUUCCGAGAUGCAACAGCAUCGACAGGUCAAGACGCGCCCGCCAACUUCUCAAGACUACAUUACCACGAUGGCAUGCUCUCUCUGGGCAACAGCACAAUAUUUAGUUUCACACUUCACAAUUCAAACGACACAACAAGAACUAGUAGGAUUGUGGGAAAUGACUCGACACCAAGGUCUUCUGAAGGAUCUACCAGAACCUUCGGGCAGCAGCAACUGUUUGAUUGGUGGCAGAACAUGCCGCUCUUGGAUAAUGCCACUGCGUUAGCAGCGCCUUGGAUAAAAAAUAUCAGUAUAUCGACCGACUGGAUCGCCGAUAAUCUGCCGGUUUGGCUACCGAACAUUACAGCUCUGAUGACAAACAGCUCUCUAGCGUCGUUGGCCCAAAGCGACUUGGAGAACAUACGAAACCGUCUUGUGAAUACGGCCGCAGGACUGAUCUCGCAUGGACUGUCUGUUCCCGGAAGCAAUACGACAAAUACAACAAGUUCCAUCGGUUCGCUUCCUACUGAGGACGGUUCCCUUAAGACGUACCCACCUCGGGAAGAUAUGGCAGGAGAUGGUGACAUUGUUAUGCAGGUGGUCAACAGUCUUGGUCUGCAGCCCUCUAUCAACACCCACGAUUGGUAUCUUCUACGGUUUUGGUCGUGCUUUGUCGUCGUUCAGAUUGGCUGGAUUGUGGCGCUUAGCAUCCAUGGAUGGAAUAGGCGGUGUAGGCGUUUACGCCGUGAAGGGAAACCACACUGGCCAACCAUAAGUGUUGGUUGGGUGAGCUGUUUUAUUCCUGUCGUUAGUGUCCUCUAUCUUCCGAUCUUGAGCACGUUUUUGUCUUCAGCAGCAUGCCAGUCGCAAGCCAUCCACGCGUACGCAUACGAACGAUUUACGCAGCAGGAGGAGCGAGCAAGGCGCGAAGGACAUGGAACGUUUCGCCCGUCAAACAUUUUCAACUCGAUUGUCGUUACGCUGCUGGAUCCUGCUUCGACUGCCGCUCCAUCUGCAAGUUCGCUACUUUGCACAGGGCCACAAGUACAACCUUCUCUCUACCUUGCAUUUAGUCUGCUCGGCUACACGCUGGCCUACCUUUUGUUCAUGGUCUUUUUGACCUCUUUCGAGCGGGUGCCAGCGAAGGGUGAAAUUUGUUUUCGACCUAAUGGCGUUGCAGCCCUCAAGAACCUCGGUCUUUUGCUAGCAGUCGAUUUUCUUUUGAUCCAAUCUCCUUCUCAAAGACGCUUUAGGGGUCUUGUGUCUAUGGCGGUUAUGUUGGCGAUGGCCUGUUAUACUAUCCGAAUGAAGCCGUGCUACUGGAACAAGGUCAACUACUGGAGAACUUUUUCCUUCUCAUGCGUCCUCUACGCGUCCUUACUGGUGGCUUUGCUCUGUCCAUCGCCAGAACCCAACAAGGUCAAAGGCGAACGGAUUGGUGGGAAAUGGGUGAUGGCCCCGAACCUUAAGAUGGGACACGCGUGGACAGUCGGUGGGGGUCCCAAGGUCAUGCUAUCCUGGAUUGUAGCAGGAUGGGCUCUCCUGAUCAUUGUUUUCGUAGUAGCUGACAAGGUCUUUCUAUGGCAUUGGGCAAAGAAAAAGAAGACAAACAAGAGAGUAGCAUCCGACACUGUUGGAUCCCGCUCAGAAGAAGGGCCGCGGCCUGGGUUCGAUUUUCGUCAAGAGCAACAGGGAGCGGACGCUAUCGAAGGCACAUCUCUUGGCGCGACUGUGCACAGUAUGGCAUCAGGAUCUCAUUGGAGCAUCGUCGAGCUUGGGGAUGUCAGUGAUAACCCAGCCUCACAGGCUCAAAAGGAUUAUCAACAUACGGUCAGGACCAAAUCUUAAAUUCCAAGGUCCGAAUGGCACUAUCGGUUCUUACGCGCAGAUACCAGAUGUCACAUACCCCUUACGCGCAAUCAGAGAAC
Messenger RNA from Gamsiella multidivaricata, 3385 nucleotides. RefSeq lists its product as uncharacterized. Lineage: Eukaryota; Fungi; Mortierellomycota; Mortierellomycetes; Mortierellales; Mortierellaceae. The transcript has 4 exons. The coding region runs from base 189 to 3305 and encodes 1038 amino acids. The record is from RefSeq and is a predicted model, not a curated record.